GGAGGCCGCGUCUCCGCGGGUGACCCUCCUCGGCCUUAGCCAUGGCCCAGGAGACUGAAAACUUCGACCCCAUCGGCUCCAUCUUACUCCAGGUCCAAGAUGACCUUCAGGAAUUAAAGGAGAAACUAACAAAAUUCCCAUGUGAAGAAGAAGGAAAGACGCUAGAUAUUCAGAAUCUUGAAGCAGCGAUCCGAAGGACGGAAAUGGGAUUAAAAAUCCACCUUCGGAAGUAUUUAGAUGUUGUAAACCAUCAUGUGUUAAUGACUACUGUUGAUGAGAGUUUAUAUUCUCCUGAAGCAUCAAAAUGGUUGUUUCCAACUGUAAUUGACCAGAAGUCAUUUGUUUUUCCCUUGGAACCUGAGACAAAACUUUGGCGACUCCCAAAGCAGCACUCCUCACUUCCACGGGCCUUCCCAAGAGUAAAGGUAAAUGUUCAGAAGUUAAUAAAAGGGUCCACCAUCUCCAACCUCACCGUCCUGCCGUCUUCCUACCGCACAGACCCCCACUUCGUCCCCGUGCCAGUCUUACAGAAGGACGCCAGUAAAGGGAUUUUAAGUAUGAUAGAACGAGGACUGAUUCCCCCAACAGCAAGGAUUACCUUUCAGAAUCCACCCAUCGCACCCAGAGCAGCUCCUCUGCAUAGCUUUGAUGAAGCGCAGAAGACUCCAGCUGCAAUGCCCAUCACCAUACCUCAGAAACCACUGCUGGUUCCAGCUGAAGAACAGAGGCCUCAGAAGCAAAAAUCAAAGGGCAGAGGCAGAAGGACAAGAGGACAAUAUGAUGGGAAGACCGUGAAAAUUACAGCCUCCAGAGUCCCCAAACGAUCGUGGGAUUAUGACUUCACUAUUUAUGAUGGUAUCAUAGACCAGACAGCCCCAGACUUCUUGGCAUUCAAGGAGCAUUUUAGCUUAACUUGGGGGAGCAUUUUUUCUCUCUUAGAACAAAUUGAGAAGUUUCUCAGGGACUAUGCAAUACCAGAAGUCAAAAUAAAAGGAAGGAGCCUGAUGGCCUUCCUUCCAGAGUUCGAGCUGACCAGUAAACUUACCCGAGCCGACCUUCUCUCCGUGUUGGAGGACCCGCUUCACGUGCAGAUGCUGUUGAACCUCCCAGGACAGCGGUACAAGGGCCAAGGUGGACAGUCCGAGGCUGCCAGCAAGAUCCAAGCCACGUGGAAGUGCUUCCGGGCCAGAAAGCUCUUCCUCACUUACCGCCAGCAGAAGUGGGCGUCGGGCGUGAUUGCCAUCACCUGGCUGUUGCAUUGCCACAAGAGGCGGCUGAAGAAGGUCCUGAAGGAAUCGCGGCAGAGACACCUGGAGAAUUUCCGCAUCCGAGCCAAGCAUCUGGCAGCCAACUGGAAUCGCAUCAGGACCUCCAGGAGGACUAUUAUCCAUAUCCCAUCAUUAGGAUAUCCCAAGCCUGUGCGAGAACAUAUCGGUGAUCUCGGCACACAGCAGAAUAUGCAGCUGGGGAGGCUGUGUGACAUCUUAGAUGACAAUGUGAACAUCAUCUACAUCUGCUCCUAUCAUAUGAAUGACGACUUAAUGCUGUAUUACCAUAAAAUCCUCAGUCUACACGCAGCUGUCAAAUCGGGGAACCUUGAGGACAGAAGUGACCUGCAGCACAGGUUCAAAAUUAUCACCCCUGAAGCUGUAAACAUCUUCACUACUCACCACAUGUGCCUGGCUACUCACCUGAUGUACAGUCCCAAGGCAAUCAAAAGAAUAAAAAACCUCAUCCAAGGCACAGAGGCCUACAUCGUGGGCGGACUCCUCCACAGGGAUGACUUAGCCGUGGCUGAUAUGUUAGAUGUGCCUAUCCUGGGCUCAGAGCCUGAACUGGUUCAUCUCUAUAGUGCCAAGUCUGGAAGCAAACGGGUCUUCAGCAGCGCCAACGUGCCGGUCCCCCCUGGAAUAUAUGACAUCUGUGGUUAUCAGCAGAUGACAGAGCAGCUGAGCCAGGCGGUGGUCGACCACCUGCAAAUCCAGCGCUGGCUCUUUAAAAUGAACUUGGAGUUCGGAGGAAACGGGACUGCCUUUUGUGACAUUCCCUCACACCUGCAGUGCUACAAGUGGGUGGUCAAGGAGAGCCAGCGAUAUGGCUUCGAGGACUGGAAGAAGAAGUGGGCACACGAGCCGGCUUUGGUGAAGAUCUCCGAGGAGCUGGCGGGCAUUUUAGCACAGCACGCGCAGCCAGUCAAUGAGAAACGGUUCCCAACGUGGAGGAAAUUCCUCCAAACAUUUCUCAGUCAAGGGGGCGUGAUCGAGGCCUUCCCGCCAGCAGACAGUGUCACCAACCUGACUGUAGAUAUGCUCAUCGAGCCCAAUGGAGAGAUCAAGGUGCUAUCAACAGGGGAUCAGUUUCAUGCCGAAGGCCCCUUCAUUUCUUCUGGUACCACCGUGCCUCAGACCUCGGUGGACCCCCAGGUUCUCAGUUCUCUGUGCUUCCGAAUUGGAAAGGCCUGCCAAGUGAGAGAUGUGGUUGGUUACUUUUCUAUAGACCUGGUGACUUUCAUUGAUCCAAAGACCUUGAAACAGCAGGUGUGGGCAACAGGCCUCAGUCUCUCAUAUAGUGACCAGCUGGCUCUGACUCAGCUCACCCUCUACCUGACAAAUGGCCAUCUGGACUGCAGCUUGAGCACCCUCGAAGUGCCCCGCUUUGUCCCAAAGAAAGAAACAAAACCAAAGCGCCAUAGCGCCCUGUCGGUGCCGUCACAGGAGACCAGCCGCUAUGCAGUGAUGACCACCCAGAUGAAGCAUACCAAUCUCUCGCUGAUUUUCCACCAUGUUUUCCUCCAAAUGUGUAAGGCACAUGGCAUUGGCUAUGACCUUGAGGACAGACAAGGAACUGUUUUUAUAUUAUAUGAGCACCUGAAGAGAGACAAGCUGGGCAUGUUAACAAUCGGUGUGGAUCUCCAGGGGGUCCUCAUGACCUUUGCUCGCAAUCUCUUCAUCAUCCAUCAAGAAAUAUCAGCACCUAAUAUGCAAGGCGAGACCAAUUUUAAGACCACCAUUGAUGAUAUUGAAGGCAUUCUAGGAGUAACAAGGGAAAACAAAAUGAGAUUUGAAGAGGAACUACAGUCCAGAGAUGAUGAAGACAUCGCCACGGCUCACAAGUGA
Molecule: messenger RNA, 3116 nt
Organism: Octodon degus (degu)
Lineage: Eukaryota; Metazoa; Chordata; Mammalia; Rodentia; Octodontidae
Gene: Iqch
Product: IQ motif containing H
Exons: 21
Coding region: 42-3116 (1024 amino acids)
Molecular function (GO): protein binding
Source: RefSeq, a predicted model, not a curated record